Molecule: messenger RNA, 1740 nt
Organism: Erigeron canadensis
Lineage: Eukaryota; Viridiplantae; Streptophyta; Magnoliopsida; Asterales; Asteraceae
Product: transcription factor TCP17-like
Exons: 2
Coding region: 286-1410 (374 amino acids)
Cellular component (GO): nucleus
Molecular function (GO): sequence-specific DNA binding; DNA-binding transcription factor activity
Source: RefSeq, a predicted model, not a curated record
AACAUUUUUCAGAGCUCUCUUUUAGGUUUUCUAUUCUUAAACAAGUAGAAUUGAAAUUUUUGACUUUUUUCUUUUUAGCUUUAGAUUUGGGUAUUUAAUUAGCUUCAAACAAGACUAAAACAGCAAGCUAGCUAGAAGAAAGAUAACUGAAUUCUUAGUUAAAAAAGUACUUGAAAUUAAAGUCCAAAUCUCUUUUUCUUGAAAGAUCUGAAGCUAGCAAAAGAAGAUAAGAAAAAUAACUAUAUAUAUACAUAUAGCUUUUGCACCAGUAAUGAUUCAAGCAAGAUGAACAAUUCAAACAUAAGAGGACAAGACUAUGAAACGAAGCAAGAAGACACAAACGAAGGAAAUAAUAAGGUCGUCGUCGUCCCUAAGCCAAACUUGACGACAUCAUCAUGGUCUAGAUUAAAGGACCCAAGAAUUGUUCGUGUUUCAAGAGCUUUUGGUGGCAAAGAUCGACAUAGUAAAGUUUGUACGGUCAGAGGGUUAAGAGACCGAAGAGUAAGGCUUUCAGUCCCAACCGCUAUCCAAUUAUAUGAUCUUCAAGACCGGCUAGGACUCAACCAACCUAGUAAAGUUGUUGAUUGGUUACUUGAUGCUGCAAAAAAUGAAAUCGAUGAACUCCCUCCUCUUCAAAUCCCACCCGGAAGUUGCUUUGGGCAAAAUCUACAAGCAAUACUAAACGCUAGUAAUUCUUCACAAGAAAGAAUUAUCGAUCAUGGGCCUAGUAGAACUAGUACUAUCAAUGGUCUCAAUUGGGAAGAUUAUUGGAACAACGCCGAUAAAUCUAAAGCUAUUGCACAAGAAACUAACCAAGAUUCCGAAGGAGUACAUAAUCAUCAAGAAGAGGUAAGAAACAAGCAUGAAGAUGAUGAUAAUGAUCAUGGUACAUUUUCUCAUACAUCUAAUAAUUUCUUCGGACGAAACCCUAGUUCUUCAAAUCUACCAAGUUUGUUAAACAAUGUUGUCCCAAAUACUAAUAGCCCUUUUCUCAAAUGGAGAGAUCCUUCUAGUCUUUCAUUAUCACAAUUUGGAAGCUACGAUUCGGUGGCACCUCAUCAACAAGCUCAUGAUCAUGAUGAAACAGUUCAUAACUUUAAUAGAAACAACGUAGCAGCGUUACAUUCCAUUAAUAAUCCAUCCGGAUCGUCUCAGCAUCAGGUUCUUUUGUACCCUCCACCAACACCUCAAACUCAUUCAUAUUUCCCUUCACACAAUAAUCAUAACUCUAGUGAGCAGUUUGAUCCGAAACAACUAAAUUUCCAAAUGAUGAGCUCUUCUUCAAGUUCUAAUUUCACACCACCCUUCUAUACGAUAAACCAAGGAAUACGACCACUUCAUUUGACAAUGAACUCUAAAUUUUUUUCUUCGGAAGAUAAUAAUAAUGGAGAACAUGAACCAAACAAAUGAUCACAGAUCGAUCAGCUAGCUACCGCGGUUUGUUAUUGAUGGAUUUUCAUGUUCUUGAAACGUACGUGAUUAAAGACUGCUCAUAGCGCCAUGGUACGUUCUUCGUGCAUAUUCCAUUAGUUCAUUUGUUGCGCGAUUACUAUUACGAAAAAAAAGAAGGAAUUUUAUUGAAAUUAUAAUAGGGUUUGAUUGAUUGUUAGUUUUCUGAUUGAAGUUUUGGUUAUAACUUCAUGUAAAACUCAGUUGUUUGAUUAUAUGUAUACUUAUAUAUAUAUAUAACUCAUGAUUCAUACAUAUAUUUAUUGAGGUAUGAAAUGAAAUACUUAUGUA